Molecule: messenger RNA, 1359 nt
Organism: Eubalaena glacialis (North Atlantic right whale)
Lineage: Eukaryota; Metazoa; Chordata; Mammalia; Artiodactyla; Balaenidae
Product: axin interactor, dorsalization-associated protein-like
Exons: 1
Coding region: 1-921 (306 amino acids)
Biological process (GO): determination of ventral identity
Cellular component (GO): membrane
Molecular function (GO): phosphatidylinositol binding
Source: RefSeq, a predicted model, not a curated record
AUGUCGGAGGUGACCCGAAGUCUGCUGCAGUGCUGGGGUGCCAGCUUUAGGAGAGGCUCCAACUUCGACUCUUGGGGCCAGCUGGUGGAGGCGAUAGAGGAGUAUCAGAUAUUAGCAAGAUACCUACAAAAAGAGGCCCAAGCUCAGCACAGUAAUUCUGAAUUCACCGAAGGACAAAAGAGAACCAUGGGCAAAAUGGCAACGUGCUUGGAAUUAAGAAGUGCAGCUUUAAAAUCCACACGGUCCCAAGAAGAAUUUAAACUGGAGGGUCUGAAGAAGCUAGAACCAAUCCUAAAGAAUAUUCUUACAUAUAAUAAAGAAUUCCCAUUUGAUGUUCAGCCUGUCCCCUUAAGAAGAAUUUUAGCACCUGGUGAAGAAGAGAAUUUGGAAUUUGAAGAAGAUGAAGAAGAGGGUGGUGCUAGAGCAGGGUCUCCUGAUGCCUUUCCUGCUAGAGUUCCCCGUACUUUAUUACCAAGGUUGCCAUCAGAACCAGGAGUGACGUUACUCACUAUCAGAAUUGAGAAAAUUGGCCUGAAAGAUGCUGGGCAAUGCAUUGAUCCUUAUAUCACAGUUAGUGUAAAAGAUCUGAAUGGCAUAGAUUUAACUCCUGUGCAAGAUACUCUGGUGGCUUCAAGAGAAGAAGAUAUGUAUGUUCAUUUUAAUGUGGACAUGGAGCUCCAGAAGCAUGUUGAAAAAUUAACCGAAGGUGCAGCUAUUUUCUUUGAAUUCAAACACUACAAGCCUAAAAAAAGGUUUACCAGCACCAAGUGUUUUGCUUUCAUGGAGAUGGAUGAAAUUAAACCUGGGCCAAUUGUAAUAGAACUAUACAAGAAACCCACUGACUUUAAAAGAAAGAAAUUGCAAUUGCUGACCAAGAAACCACUUUAUCUUCAUCUGCAUCAAACUUUGCACAAGGAAUGAUCGUGACAUGAAUACCCUGGAACUUCUGUGAAUCUUACCACUCAGUAGAAACCAUCCUAGCUCUGUGUAGCCUAUUCACCCUUCAACAGGCAGGAAGCAAGCUGUACCCAGGCCAGCAGGCCAGAGUGAGUCCAUUACAAAGCUGUAGCACAGAAUUCAAAGUCCAGCACGUCACUGAUGUAAAAGACUCCUUUGGAUACAGGCUUAUUGUAGAUCUUGAAACGUUUUCACUUUUCUAUUAAUUGUGCAAUGAAUAGCCUCUUUUCUAAUGUGCCACUACUCCUGCCCUGCUUCCUGGAACGACACUGUUGUGGGUGGAAUGUGCUCACCUUCACACUUAAUUCAGCAAUAAGAGUGUGCUAGAGUUUACACGCCUGUCCACUUCUGCGCCAAUAUGCUCUUUGGUUUUUCGAGUUAAUGUCAAACUUUGGGUUGAUG